UGACCCCGCCCCGGGCAGCCUCACCCCGGGACGUUCUCGGGGAGCAGGCGGCGGCGGGGCACCGAGCGCCAUGGCGGCGGUGUCACCGGUGUGCGGCUCACAGGCGUCACCGGUCGGCGCCUCGUCCCCACCGGCGCCCGCACCGGCUCCGGCCACCGGCCUGGGCCGCUGCCGCAUGGCGCUGCUGCUGGCGGUAGCCUUGGACGUGGCGGGCAUGGCGGCGCUUCUGACCGGCGUGUUCGCGCAGCUGCAGGUGCGUGGCCGCGACUUCGGGGACCUGCUCAUCUACUCUGGGGCGCUGCUGGUCUUCUUGAGCCUGCUGGGCUGGAUCCUCUGGUACACCGGCAACAUCGAGAUCUCGCGCCAGGAGCUCGAGCGCGACUACGGCCUGAGGCCCUCGGCGAUCGCACGCCUUGCGCGCAAGCUGUCCCGCCGCUGGUCGGCGCCCGCCACCGCCGGUCCCCGGGCGUCACCGGGUCUCCGCGCAGCGCGCAGAGCCGCCCGCACGCCCCAGACGUCCGCCUCCGGCUCCCGCCGGGUGCGUCUGCAGCUCGCCACGCUCGAGGCGGGGCCUGGAGCGGCGGGCGCGGGCAGCGAGUGAGCCCCAGACAGCCUCAUCCCCCCGGACCUACAGAUGCGCAGCUGCCCCGGACAUCACGCAGCCACCAGGAUACCCGCCUGUUCUCUCACUUGGAUAAAUGUCUCGGUUUUGGA
This is a messenger RNA of Microtus oregoni (creeping vole), 714 nucleotides long. It is a transcript of the gene Tmem238, whose product is annotated as transmembrane protein 238. The record is from RefSeq and is a predicted model, not a curated record. The coding region runs from base 71 to 601 and encodes 176 amino acids. The transcript has 2 exons. NCBI's taxonomy places the organism in Eukaryota, Metazoa, Chordata, Mammalia, Rodentia, Cricetidae.